AUAAGGCUUGCCUAGGCCAGGAACUCUCUAUAAACAAGAACUUAACAUUUGUCAAUUGCAAAAGAAAUGAAACUCAGCAACAAAUUUCUUGUAUUUCUCUUCAUUCUUCAAACUCUAUUCCUUGCCACCCAAGCAAAUGCAUCAAACAAAAGAAUUUUCAGAGAAUACAUAGGAGCAAAUUUCAAGAAUAUAAAAUUCACAGAUGUUCCAAUUAACCCUAAUCUUGAUUUUCACUUCAUUCUUUCUUUUGCCAUAGACUAUGACACGUCAUCUUCUUCAUCCCCAUCUCCUACAAAUGGAAACUUCAAUGUGUUUUGGGAUUCAGACAAUCUAAGCCCAUCACAUGUUUUAUCCAUAAAACGUAACCACUCAAAUGUCAAAUUAGCCCUAAGUCUUGGAGGAGACACAGUGGGUGAUUCUUUUGCUUUCUUUAAACCUAAUUCUGUCAAUUCUUGGGUUUCUAAUGCUGUCUCUUCUCUCACUCAAAUCAUCAAGAAAUAUCACCUGGACGGAAUCGAUAUCGACUACGAACAUUUCCAAUCCGAUCCUCAAACUUUCGCUACUUGUAUCGGUUUGCUUAUACAAACCCUGAAGAAAAAUAAGGUAAUUUCUUUUGCUUCCAUCGCUCCGUACGAUGACGGAGAAGUUCAGAAGAAUUAUCUAGCAUUAUGGAAGAGAUAUAGCCAUUUUAUUGAUUAUGUAAAUUUUCAAUUUUAUGCGUAUGAUAAAGAAACAACAGUGCCUCAGUUCUUGAAUUAUUUCAAGAUUCAGAGACUUAAUUAUUUUGGUGGUAAGGUUUUAAUUAGCUUUCUUACUGAAGGAAGUGGUGGAUUAGGGCCAGAGAGUGGGUUUUUUAGUGCUUGUAAAAUGCUUAAGAGUCAGAAUCUGCUUUAUGGUAUAUUUGUGUGGUGUGCUGAUAACUCGAAGGCCAAUGAUUUUCUGUAUGAGAAGCAAGCACAAAAUUUAUUAGCAAGCUGCAAUUAGUCUGCGCAGAGGCCGAGCCAGUUACUGGCAGAGACAUGUGCAUUCCUCUGAUCGAAGUUGAUCGGAGAUGCAAUUUUUAUUACAUAAAGAUUGGAUUUUAAGUUCUGUCUUGAUUGACUUAAAAAAUAAUUAUCAGUUACAUUUUUCUGUCUUAUAGUUUA
Molecule: messenger RNA, 1145 nt
Organism: Mercurialis annua (annual mercury)
Lineage: Eukaryota; Viridiplantae; Streptophyta; Magnoliopsida; Malpighiales; Euphorbiaceae
Product: chitinase 2-like
Exons: 1
Coding region: 67-984 (305 amino acids)
Biological process (GO): carbohydrate metabolic process
Molecular function (GO): hydrolase activity, hydrolyzing O-glycosyl compounds
Source: RefSeq, a predicted model, not a curated record